Messenger RNA from Neoarius graeffei (lesser salmon catfish), 1068 nucleotides. RefSeq names its product ATCAY kinesin light chain interacting caytaxin b (gene atcayb). Lineage: Eukaryota; Metazoa; Chordata; Actinopteri; Siluriformes; Ariidae. The record is from RefSeq and is a predicted model, not a curated record. The transcript is spliced from 11 exons. Gene Ontology annotation, biological process: apoptotic process. Gene Ontology annotation, cellular component: cytoplasm. Bases 1 to 1068 code for a protein of 355 amino acids.
AUGGGAACGACAGAAGCCACUCUCCGCAUGGAAAACUUGGAGGUGAAGGAUGAGUGGCAGGAUGAAGAUUUCCCACGGCCUCUGCCGGAGGAUGGAGAGCUCGAUGGCCUGACUGAUAAUCACACAUCUCCCCCUACCUGUCUGCACGGAGGUCAUGGAGGCUCAGGAGCUCAGAGUAAGCGCAGGACACUCAUUGCUCCAGAUAUAAAUCUGUCCUUGGACCGGAGCGAAGGGUCCCUCCUGUCUGACGACAUCCUGGACACUCCAGAUGAUCUGGACAUUAAUGUAGAAGACAUGGACACACCAGAUGAAACAGACUCUUUAGAGUUCAUCACUAGCGGCAAUGAGUUGGAGUGGGAAGAUGAUGCCCUUGUGGCGCGAGCUAAAGUGGGUCCGGGUGACGGCACGAGUCAGGGGGGUGAGGAGGGAGAUGGAACUGCUCGCCUUUGGCGGACUGUAAUCAUUGGAGACCAGGAGCACCGGAUAGACAUGCAGGUCAUCAGACCAUACCUGCGUGUGGUCACUCAUGGAGGUUAUUAUGGAGAAGGUCUGAAUGCCAUCAUUGUGUUUGCAGCCUGCUACCUCCCAGACAGCGGCUGUGCAGACUACCAUUACAUCAUGGAGAAUCUCUUCCUGUAUGUGAUCAGCAGUUUGGAGUUACUCGUAGCUGAGGACUAUAUGAUCAUAUACCUGAAUGGAGCAACUCCACGCAGGAGGAUGCCUGGCAUCAGUUGGCUCAAGAGAUGCUACCAGAUGAUUGAUAGAAGGUUAAGGAAGAAUCUCAAAUGUCUGAUUAUUGUCCACCCAUCCUGGUUUAUUCGCACGGUUCUGGCCAUCUCACGCCCUUUCAUUAGUGUGAAGUUCCUGGAUAAGGUUCGUCAUGUGCAGAGUCUGGAGGAGUUGGCUCAAAUCGUCCCUAUGGAGCAUGUGCAGAUCCCAGAGUGUGUCUUGCAGUAUGAUGAGGAGCGUCCCAAGGCCCAGACGGAAAGGCUUAUGGAAGACCAGAGACAGAGUGACAAAUCAGUCCCAGAAAGGCCCACAUCGGUGGCUGCAGAGGCUUGUCCAUGA